UAUCAAAAAGUCAUGUGAUCACUUUGUCUGAACCAGUACUCCAACACUACCACCUACCCAGUACAUACCAGUUGAGAAACUAAGUGAAACUGGUUUUAGACUGCAUCAGAGCAGCUAUACCCUUUUUUUGGGUCUGAACGCCAUUUUCUUGAGUGUACGGUGUUUGAGUACUGAACAAUUCGCCACAUCCAUUAACAGUUGGUUGAUGAAUUGUGCUCAUCUGUGAGAAUGGAGGUGAACGAGUUUGGCGUUCCAAUAGCCUUGGAAGGUGUAUUAUUUGACGUGUUGCACCAUCAUGGUUUCAGCGGAGUGAGCGUCGCUGCUAAGCAUCUCUUUUUGAAUGCGUUUGAUAAAUACUAUAAGUCAUUUUUAAAAGAACUCGCUGUACAAACACAUUUAAGGAAACAUACUGUAUCGUCACCUCUUGAUGUUUCGAUUUGUCUUAAUCUUCAUUUAAUAACGCGGUCUGGAAUGUCAAAGGAAAUGCAACGAAGAAUACAGAAACCGUGUACGGCAAGAUUAGAGCAGGUCUUAAAUGUGGCACCAGAGGUUGAUGUUCCACAAGAAUUUCGUUCUUCCAUUGAAACUAAAACUGUGGGACAUCUACUUGGUCCUCUUGCUGUCGCGCAAAACCGACGGUCCUAUGUCUAUUCUCAUCUUCCUUCGUUUCCUGCUGCACAUACUUAUAUGGCUACUCCUGUGUAUCCCACGAGACCAACUUCACCGCGUAAGAUUCGCGAGCUUGCUACACAAGAAUCUCGGCUUGCUGAAAACGCUUUACAAAGAAUCCUUGGGGCAAAUAAACCCCCGAAAAUUGAUUCUCCCCGAAGAGAGUUGUUUGAAAAAACCUGCAUAGAGCUAGGUCUGGAAGCUAAACAUUUUCACAUCAUAAAUUGGGAAGUUCAAAAGUGGGAUCCCUCAAAAAGCAAUAUAAGUUAGUAUUGAUGAUGGCAAUCAACCCUAUGAAGAGAAUGACAAAAAAUGGAAGAAACAUUGGGUUUUCAUGACAGUCAGGCCGGUCCUUAACUGUUAUUUGGGAACACGGUUUGGAAUGACUUCGACUAAUUCAUUAUUUUGGCAUCUUCGUACUGUUAAUAUCUUGGCAUGCUAAGUAUUUUGGCAAUUACGUACAGUCGAAAAAACCGCUUCAUCAUUUGACAGACUACUUUUUUUUCGGCCGGUAGCGGCUCACACGAGUACUGUUUUAAACUCAUUAGUCGGCAGUUUGUGUGCUUGUUAUUAUCGUGCUGUUCGGGCCUUAACAUGUAUGAAAUCCACAAAUCUGAUGAGCAAAGCGCUCGAUGGGGUCUGCUAGCCGUGUUCUUGAAGGACGUUUUUAUGCUGCGAGUCAGCAAGACUACGAAGGUCACUAGUUACGAGUAAUAGAUGUCGCUGCUGGUCUCUGUACGCCUUAUUUACACAAACACCUUGAUUCACCCUACAAACUGUAAGAAUUAUACAAAACUUUUGCCCUAAAACUGGCCUGUGGUCAAUUUUGACUUGUUACAUAGAAUAUGCCAUCACAAAUGGAAUAGAAAAGAAUACUUAAAAGGAAAACAAGACAGAUAUGAAAGACGGAAACUGCAAUGAGGAAAAGGUGGAAUAGGAUGCGGGUAUU
Messenger RNA from Schizosaccharomyces japonicus yFS275, 1618 nucleotides. Its product is annotated as transcription factor TFIID complex subunit 8. Gene Ontology annotation, cellular component: nucleus; transcription factor TFIID complex. The coding region runs from base 229 to 939 and encodes 236 amino acids. The transcript is spliced from 3 exons. NCBI's taxonomy places the organism in Eukaryota, Fungi, Ascomycota, Schizosaccharomycetes, Schizosaccharomycetales, Schizosaccharomycetaceae. The record is from RefSeq and is a predicted model, not a curated record.